UAUUGUCCUCAAUGAAUAAGUAUAAAAAGAUACAUGGGUAAUGAGAGGUAAGCAGUGCUUGCGUUCAAAUCAGUGGUUAAACAUCUAAUAUCAGAAAAGCUUCUACCAUGAAGACCAUCAUUUUCUUAUUCGCCUUAGUGGCCGUAUGCUUGGCCAGGCCAGACAAGUACACAGACAAGUAUGACAAUAUCGAUUUGGACGAGAUUAUGGACAACCGUCGUCUGCUCCUGCCAUACAUCAAAUGCUUGUUAGACCAAGGCAAAUGUUCUCCCGAGGCAAAGGAACUGAAAUUGCACAUCAAAGAUGCUCUUGAAACCAACUGCGAGCACUGCACAAAAGCGCAGAAAGCUGGUACGAAGAAGGUGAUCGCCCAUCUCAUCAAUAAGGAGAACGAUUACUGGGUUCAGCUCUGCGCUAAAUACGAUCCUGAAAGCAAAUACGUCGCGAUGUACGAGAAAGAACUUAAAGAAGUAGCGGCUUAGAAGAUUUCAAAUCCGUAUCACUAAUAUAGACUAUUAAAACGAACGUAAUUUUAUGGGAAACUUUUUGGCACCCACGAAUUAUUAUUCUAUAAUUUCUAAUUUAUGUUUUGUAGUUCUUUUUCUUUAAUCUAUGGAUUGAAUAAAAACACGCCUGAAAGUUCUAUAGAGAUCUAGAGUUAAAAAAAUAUUUA
Messenger RNA from Pararge aegeria (speckled wood butterfly), 673 nucleotides. Its product is annotated as allergen Tha p 1-like. Bases 108 to 482 code for a protein of 124 amino acids. The record is from RefSeq and is a predicted model, not a curated record. The transcript is spliced from 3 exons. NCBI's taxonomy places the organism in Eukaryota, Metazoa, Arthropoda, Insecta, Lepidoptera, Nymphalidae.